AUGAAUCUUCAGACGGUGCCACCGCCAACAGAGUUGCGUCUUCCCGUCCCUGAAUCUUGCCACGGAUUUGCCGCCUCCGACAAUGCCCAACAGAGUCCCGAGGGAACGAAAACGAGGAAGCAGUAUAGAAGGAAGAAGAAAGAUCGGCGGGGUGUGAUUGAAAGGAUUUUGGUGCAUGCAGAACGCGACAGAGAAGAGCUGGAGAUGAGAAUCAAGAUUCAUCGACGGUUGUGGCUUGAUCGAGUUCUUCUCCUCUCGACUUCCUCUUCUUCUUCUUCUUCUUCUUCUUCUUCUUCUUCUUCUUCUUCUUCUUCUUCUUCUUGUGGUGUGAGAGCCGACGACUAG
Linum trigynum is the source of this 345-nucleotide messenger RNA. The record is from the annotation of a GenBank genome assembly. NCBI's taxonomy places the organism in Eukaryota, Viridiplantae, Streptophyta, Magnoliopsida, Malpighiales, Linaceae.